AAUUCAUACGGCAGAGAAACAAUUCAAGUGCCAACAGUGUGGAAAGAGUUUUACAAGCACUGGUGACCUUAAGCUUCACAUGAGAGUUCACACCGGAGAGAAUCCAUUUGCCUGUCAUCACUGCAAGAAGAGUUUUAGAUCUCGCGAUUACCUUAAGAGACACAUGAUGAUUCACACUGGAGAGAAAACCCACGCGUGUGAUCAGUGUGAAAAGAGUUUUACAAAUCUGGAGAACCUUAGGUCGCACAUGAGAUCUCACACUGGAGAGAAACCAUUUGCUUGUCUUCAGUGUGAACAAAGUUUUUCACUCAUAUGUAACCUGAAGAGACACAUGAGAGUUCACACCGGAGAGAAACCAUUUACAUGUCAUCAGUGCAAGAAGAGUUUUGGAUCUCGCGGUCACCUUAAGAGACACAUGAUGAUUCACACUGGAGAGAAACCAUUUACAUGUCAUCAGUGCAAGAAGAGUUUUGGAUCUCGCGGUCACCUUAAGAGACACAUGAUGAUUCACACUGGAGAGAAAACCCCACGCGUGUGAUCAGUGUGGAAAGAGUUUUGCAAAUCUGGAGAACCUUAAGAGACACAUUAGAUCUCACACGGAGAGAAACCAUUUGCUUGUCUUCAGUGUGGACAGAGUUUUUCAUUCAUGAGUAGCCUGAAGACACACAUGAGAUCUCACACUGGAGAGAAACCCUUCACAUGCCUUCUGUGUGGAAAGAGUUUUGCAAGUGGAAAUAACCUGAGGAACCACAUGAGAACCCACUCUGGAGAAAAACAUUUUCAUGUCAUCAGUGUGAGAAGAAGUUUAGAUAUAAAGGUACACUCAAGUUACACAUGAGGAUUCACACUGGAGAGAAACUAUUCACGUGUGAUCAGUGUGGAAAGAGUUUCACUGUUGCAUCACAACUCAAGAUCCAUGUGAGAGUUCACACUGGAGAGAAACCCUUCAUGUGUCAUCAGUGUGAAAAGAGAUUUUCACGUAUUGGCAGCCUUAAGAAUCACUUGGGAACUCACAGUGAAGAGAACCCGUUUGCAUGUCAUCAUUGUGAAAAGAGCUUUAGAACUGGCAGUCAACUUAAAGAACACAUGAGAGUUCACACUGGAGAGAAACCGUUCCCAUGUCAGCAGUGUGAAAAGAGAUUUUCAAGUAACGCUGGCCUGAAGAAGCACAUGAGAGUUCACACUGGAGAGAAACCCUUCAUGUGUCAUCACUGUAAGAAGUGUUUCCCAACUACCAGUGGCCUUCAGAUACACAAGAGAAGUCACACUGGAGAAAAACCCUACACGUGUGAUCAGUGUGAAAUGAGAUUCAGUUUUGGCUAUCACCUUCAGAGACACAUGAGAGUUCACACUGGAGAGAAACCGGUCACAUGUGAUCAGUAGGGUGACCACCAUCCGACAAACCAAAUGUGGUCACAAAACUGAAAGGUGGAGUGCAGAUGGAGAGAAUGUUAAAUGGUGUGAUGUAAACAAAUGGACGACUAUGAAAGUCAAAGACACACCUUCUCACUUCAGUGCAACUAUUGAAGAUAUUAUUCACAGCAGAGAUUUGGAGUUUGUUUUACACAAUUGAUUGAUAAAAUAAAGUUUUUCUAGAAUUUC
Molecule: messenger RNA, 1602 nt
Organism: Triplophysa dalaica
Lineage: Eukaryota; Metazoa; Chordata; Actinopteri; Cypriniformes; Nemacheilidae
Product: gastrula zinc finger protein XlCGF52.1-like
Exons: 2
Coding region: 835-1383 (182 amino acids)
Biological process (GO): regulation of transcription by RNA polymerase II
Cellular component (GO): nucleus
Molecular function (GO): RNA polymerase II cis-regulatory region sequence-specific DNA binding; DNA-binding transcription factor activity, RNA polymerase II-specific
Source: RefSeq, a predicted model, not a curated record